Molecule: messenger RNA, 5322 nt
Organism: Westerdykella ornata
Lineage: Eukaryota; Fungi; Ascomycota; Dothideomycetes; Pleosporales; Sporormiaceae
Exons: 12
Coding region: 1-5199 (1732 amino acids)
Biological process (GO): regulatory ncRNA-mediated heterochromatin formation
Cellular component (GO): nuclear RNA-directed RNA polymerase complex; nucleus
Molecular function (GO): zinc ion binding; helicase activity
Source: RefSeq, a predicted model, not a curated record
AUGUCUCGCUCCAGACAAAGCAGAUCCAACUUUUUCAGUGAAGCAUUUGAGCUUAUCGCCUUGGACGUCGGCAUCAUGCAAUCUGUCAUUCAGUGCCUCGCUUCGGAAGGGGGGCUGAAGCGCAUACUCUUCCUGGUAAAGGAGGAGAUCAACAGCACAGCCGCUCAAAGCCAGGGUGCUGUUGUGAUGCGGUCCAUUUUGCCAUUCCUCCAGACUAUCAGUUAUCAGAAGGUUCUCAGCUCCGCCUUACUAGAACAAGCAGUCGGCACAAUCUAUAACGCUAUUUUCGGGCCCGGUGGUCAAUAUGCACUGGCACGCUUUCGUUUCGCGGCAAAGAACUUGGAUCCACUCUCUGCCGACGAACUCGAACCCGUUCUGGGUGUCUUCGCUAAGACGCUGGACAUGAAUGGCACCGCGCUUCUCAUGGACGAUUUCAAACAGAUUGCUGAUAUAUUUGCCGCUGCCCUGAAAGAAAAAUCCGGAUUGCCGGAUACUGACGGCCCUACCGCGGUGGGUGCGCUCAAGUGGCUUAAUCGUGCAAAGGGCCGCUUGGGAAUGGACGUACCUAUGGCAGUAGAACAGAUGCACCGCAAGAAAAGUACAGUCCUAGUACAUUUCGAGUUCGCAAUCGAUCUUCCUGGACAUCUCUCGGAACAUGGUCCAAGACACGACAACGAUUUCGCGGAUAUUCGCGACAUUCGAAUCUUGCCAACAUAUCAAGAGAUUAUCUGCACACGCGCUCCUUUUCUCCCAUUACUGGACUCUUCGACUCAUCAUCUGCCUGGCAUAGAAGGCUUGAUUGAUCGGCACUUUCGACUCUAUCGUGAAGAUGUCGUCGGCCCCAUCAGAGAGACGUUGAAAGCCGAGUUGUACAAACAAUCGCGGCCAUCGGAGAAGUUGAGAUAUGUGGAACACGGUGUGAGAGUAAAUUGCUACAAAAGCCUAUCAUUCGUGCGCCUUCGAUGCGAUCCCUUCCACGGCCUCACCGUGACGGUGACCGUUACCCAACCGAAAGAAGUUCAGAGGAUGUCUGACAGCAGUAGAGCAGAGUGGUGGACAUCGAAGAAGCGCCUGCAAAAAGACUCCUUGGUCUGUAUCUUGGACCCUACGACUCAGCAAGCAAUCUUUGGCUGCGUUGUGGAAAUCAAAAUUCGCAAGCGCCGCCACUUCAGAGAUGAAGAUGAUUCCCAGGACUAUAAAAGCAAUGAAUCGGAAAGUGAGGAAGAAGAGGAAGACCAUGAGGCGUUCUUCCAGGAUCUUGCCGGAAAUCCCCAGUUCGCGCGGCUUACCGUCCGACCGCUGGAAGACGGCCAUGCAAUAACUCUUGCGGACUACUCUACAGGUUCCAGAGUUUCUCAUAAUCUCUUGUUCGUGGAAUUUCCGAAAGCCCUUCAGUCUAUGAUUUCACAACUUGAGAUUCCCUUCGCGAGAUUACUUGCACCAUCAAACGACUCCGAGAACGUACAGCGUAACUUCAAGUUCAACCUUAGCUGUCUAUUGCAAAAUGGGCAGGUCUUGUCGUUUUCCCCUAGGGAAGAGUUUGAGUUGGAGACGCUUACUGAUGCGUGCACACUCGACGCAAAACAGGCGGAGGCUCUGAUCAAUGCACUAUCACAUGAACUAGCCAUAUGCCAAGGACCUCCAGGAACGGGCAAAAGCUUCACAGCGCUGGCUUUGAUAAGAGCUUUAGUAGCCAACAAGAUCUCUGGUGAUCUAGGGCCGAUACUGGAUAUGGAACACUUUCUGGACAGCGGAAUCAGGAAGAUCAUUCGCAUAGGAAGCCGUUCCAAAAUCGUUGCACGAGAGAUGAAUGAGACCCGUCCAGAGGUUGAAGAAAAACGCAAGUGUUUCCGGAGGAUGGCCAAUGAGGCUAAUGAUGUCAACCAUGAAAUUCGCGGGCUAGGAGUAGGGAGCGAAUCUCAGCGAAUUAAGGAAUACCUCUUCCAAGAGUACCCGGAAUACUAUCAACAGUUUUGGGGAGCAAGCGAGGAUGGAUUUCAGAUUCGGUCCUCCCGUUCCAGAUCAAUACUUGAAACCUGUCUGAAUGGGAAGUUGGGUGGGAUCACGAACGAGCCUCGUCUCAUACGCAGUGCAGAGGAGCUAUUAGAUGAUGAAUGUGGCAUCCGAGAUAUGUACCCCGAGGAAAGAAGAGCGCUAUAUGAGUUCUGGAAGGAAGGCUCGCAAGCAUCGCAGCACCGGGACUUCAUUUCUGCGUUGGAAUCAUAUCAAAACUCAAGGGAAAUGUAUGAUGCUGCCAAUCAAGAGGUGGAUCUUAGGUGUCUGUAUGAGGCCGAUAUCAUCGGCGUCACGACAUCGGGGCUUGCGCGACACUUCGAUCUUCUAAAACGCCUGCCUAUCAAAAUCUUGCUUGUGGAAGAAGCCAAAAUGGGAAAAAAUACUCCCUCGAUAUGUCUCUCUUUGAGCGGCUCGUCAGCCCCCCGGAAUGGCUUCCAGCCCGGAAACUAUCCUUCAGCACCUUGGAGAUCCAGCCGGAUGCACCCUUCAAUUUCCACCCUGAUUAGAGAGACAUUAUACCCACGGCUUAAGGAUGCACCCAAUGUAUCCCUCUAUCCGGAAGUCGUGGGGAUGAGAAAACGUCUGUUCUGGUUCGAUCACGAGGUUCCCGAGGUUGGCGCGGAAACAGACGAACUUGUGGCCUCCUCCAAAUCCAAUGAUUUCGAAGUGGAGAUGACGGCAUGCCUGGUGGCCCAUCUACUUUUCACAGGGGGGUAUGAAGUUGUCCUGGACGAUCGAGAUGCAGAGGCUCUGGAGAAGGCAGAUUUAGGAUCCGAUACCGCGAAGCUGCCAGCCAUGAAGACUAGCCUUCUAAAAAGUCUGAAGGCUGCCACAAUUGACAACUUUCAAGGUAAUGAAGGGAAGGUCGUCAUUGUAUCCCUCGUACGAUCAAACCGGCAAAAUAUGUGUGGGUUUCUGAAGACUCCAAACCGGAUCAACACGAGUGCUGCGGUGCCCAUGUGGUCGCAGGUUAUUGACAUGUUGAAAAUGCAGGGCAACAUUGGGCCAGCGCUUCCAUUGUGUUGCUCGAGGCAUCCAGAGACGACUAUUGAGGUCAAAGAGCCAGAUGACUUUGUAAUACAUGCUCCAGAAGGCGGUUGCAGCCUCCGCUGUGGCAAGCGUUUGGAGCCGUGUGGUCAUGCUUGUGAGCAGAAAUGCCACUCAGAUCUACGCCACAAGAAUGUAAUCUGCCUUGAGCCCUGCAAUAGGCCUAAAAAGGGAUGCGAGCAUGUAUGCCCCAAACCCUGCGGCGAAAAGUGCGAUCCACUGUGUAAAGAAUUCCUUAGGAACGUCAAUGUCCGGCUCAAUUGCGAUACAGUGAACGACUUGCUCUGUCAUCAAUAUCAGAACCAAGGAAAGAUCAAGUGUACAGUUCUCACGGAGAAGACCAUCGACAAUUGCAAGCAUACCGUCAAGGUGCAAUGCCACGUCGAUGUCAAUGCGAAGACCUACAUAUGUACUGCCGAGUGUGGCACACGCCUUAAGUGCGGUCACAUCUGCACGAGGCCCUGCAACUCCUGCAACGGCUUGACACACAAAAUAUGCCUCAAGAUCUGCGGUCGACCUUACUCAAACUGCGAUCAUACUUGCGCUGGCAGGUGUCAUCCAGGCACACCGUGCGGGCUAUGCAAAAUGCCAUGCCAGGUUGCUUGUAGUCAUAGCAGAUGUGAUAAAGUAUGCUCAGAACCAUGUAACUACCCCGUGCGCAAAAGCAGAAUGUGCCUCUGGUUUUCGAUGCCGUGUGGUGCCCCAUGCGACUUCAUUCCGUGUUCAAAGCGCUGCGAUAAAAUACUGUCGUGUGGACACCAAUGCCCUUCUGUAUGCGGCGAAACCUGCCCAGCACCGAAGUACUGCCAACAGUGUGGGAAUAGCACCAUCAAGGAUAUGGUUGUGGACUACCUGGAGAUGAAAACGUACAAAGAAGUAGACCUUGACGACGAUCCCGUCAUAUUCCCCAACUGCGGCCACGGGAUAACCAUGCUGAACAUGGACGGGAGCUUGGAAAUAUCGAAGGUCUACGAAAUAGACCCCGACGGCAAAAUCAAGGGUAUACAGUGCACCGAACCCUUCCAAGGCGAAUUGAAGCAGCUUCCUGGCUGCCCCGUUUGCCGGGGCACUCUUCGCGGGAUAAAUCGAUACGGUCGCUUGGUACGCCGUGUUCUGCUGGACGAAAGCACGAAGCGUUUCAUUACUUGGGCUGGCUCUCAGUUCAGCCCUGUCUCGGAAAAGCUAUUCGAAGCUCAGGACAAACUCUCAAAGGCACCACAUAUUCCAAGCGAUGCAGUGCUCCCUCCCCGACUAGAUAUUAGCGGGAGCCGCGGAAACCAGUUUCAGACUCUCGUGAACCUUACGGAAGGGUGGACCCGCUAUGACGAUAUGAAGAAUGCCCGAAAUGCCAUUGCAUCGUAUUAUGCUAAAGUCAACAAAGAUGCAACCCCGUUCGCGAAGAUCUGGCAGCUCGUGGAGAUUGCUAGGCGUAGAGCUGGAAGUCCGACGGCCGUCCAGUUACAAAGUCCAGUAUCCCAGGUCACUUUCCACAUCAUAGUUUUAGCGUUACUAAUUCGAUGCGAUGUUGCUCUGCUCGCUGACAUGGUCAAUGAGCUUAGCAAAGUGAAACAAGGUCCUCUCCGGACGAAGAUAACGCUGGAUCUGUCUCAAAGCCGGGUUGACUGCGAGGUUCUCAUCACGGAAGCCAUUCAGGCCAAGGACUACGAACGCGCUGUGGAAGGCAAUAUCUUGUUUGCGCGAUACUGUGCGAUUGAGGUGCCGUUCAGGUCGACGCCGGCAGAUGCGCAGAGCCUGAAGGACAUGGGGAAAAUGCACGUCGACUCAGCCUUCACUUGGUGCAAGCAACACGGCGGAAAGCUUCAAAGUUUGGUCUCGGAAAUCGAAGAUGUCAAGCGUAUUUUGAAUGGCGGCACCUUCAUGCAAACCGUCACGUCCGAGGAACGGCGCGCUGUUCUGGCAGCUAUGACGAGAGAGCUUGGAAGGGGGACGGCGCAUUGGUAUACGUGCGCCAAUGGACAUCCUUUUGCGGUUGGGGGGUGUGGUAUGCCAAUGGAGCAGACGCGUUGUCCGCAAUGCGGCGCGAAUGUUGGUGGCCGAGAUCAUAGGCCGGCUGCUGGAGUUUCCCGCGCCGACGACUUGGAGAGUGAGUUGGCCCAGCUGAGGUUGGAUCGUUGAGUUAGGGUGGGCUACGCCAUUGGGUGGGUUUGUGAACUAGUUGGGGGUGCAACGUGUGUGGACGAUGUGAAGGGUACAAUCUGUCGUCUACACAAUCUACUGUAUCUUGAUAAACGCAGCGAG